AAAGCAGCAGGAACAACACCGCCAUCAACUCGGGCCUGCUUCUACAAGUCACGGUGGAGCUAGCAGAUCGUACCAUUUGGCUGUGGAUAUGCCAUUGAGCUUACUAGAAGAGAUUACAGAUAAUUUCUCUCAAGAGCGAGUACUUGGCAACAGUGGGUAUGCGGUGGCUUACAAGGGAAUCUACGAGAAUGGACAAGUCAUUGUUGUGAAGAAAUUUAGCUCACCACGAAUUAGUGAUACAAGGUUUGCUCGGGUGAUUCAAUGCCUUAUGAAGGUCCAUCACAAAAAUAUCGUACAAUUCAUUGGCUACUGCGUGGAUACACAAGAAAAUAGGGUACUGUACCAUGGAAGACUUAGAUUAGCUAAUAUUCAAAGUAGGUUACUAUGCUUCGAGUACUUGCCAAAUGGAGCAGUUGACCAGUAUAUUUCAGCAAUAAGCCCUGGACUCGAUUGGCAUGCACGCUACAGAAUAAUUAAGGGCACUUGCGAGGGCUUAAGAUACCUCCACAUGGAACGAGGCCUUGUGCACAAGGAUGUAAGACCUGGCAAUAUAUUGCUGGAUGAGAAUAUGAUGCCAAAAAUAAAUGAUUUUGGUAUGUUAGUGUUUUCAAGUGGGGCCGAUGAACGUGCCAAGGCCGGUGCUACUAAAAUUCGAUCGAUCGCAUAUAUGGCACCAGAAUUCAUUCAUCGCCAAGUAAUCUCUUUCAAAAGUGACAUCUAUAGCCUGGGCGUCCUAAUCAUUGAGAUAAUGACAGGAGAAAAAGUCAAUCUUGACACCGAGCUGGUGAAUGAAGCCUGGAGGAAGAGGCUACAAAAGGCAGUCAAGGGCAUGCUAUUGGAAGGAUAUUGCCAACAAGUGAAGAAAUGCUUGGAAAUAGCUUCCUUGUGCGUACAGCACGACCCGAGAAAAAGGCCCUUCAUGGACAAUAUUGUCAAUAUGCUGAACGAAACAGAAACCUCCAUUCAAGAACUAGCACUGGUUCGCUCUGAACUGCUUGAUGUUCAACCUCUAGAGCUCUGCUUCCUCCCAUUCAUGCCGUCAUUGGAACCAAAAAAGAAUAAGGUCAUGAGUUCCUCUUCUAGCUGCUCCCUGCAGCUAAACAACAAGGGAGACGACCGCGUCGCAUUCAUGCUUGUGGCCAACAGCCCCAAGAGGUACUUGACAAAGAAGCCGCUCUGCGGCGUUGUGCCUCCAAGGUGUGCUUACACCCUUACUCUCACAAUAAUGGCCAGUAAUCAGAAGCAGCCACCCUCAUCUUCAGACAGCAGUGACUUCUUCACACUAUAUAGCGUCAUGUUGGGUGGAUACGACCUCUUGGAUGUGGACAAACAUCACGUCAUCGCCGAGUAUGACAAAUUCUUUAAGAGUAAACAAACGGCUAGUGGUGAUGAGUUGCAAGAGGUAAUGCUAAAGGUUAUUUGUGAUCAACCAGCUGCCGAAUCUGCAGGGGCAUCGUCGCCUGAGUUUCCUUGUUGUCGGGUGAUCAGGCAGCCAACUCAGCCGAAAGUUAAGAUCAUAACCACACCUGAUGCUCAACAAGUAUCAUCCAUAGAUGUGCACCCAAUGGAGAAAUGGAUUAUGACGACGAAUCACGUGGGAAGCCUUCGUGUUUGGAACUACCAAACAAUGACAACGUUGAACUCUUUUGAAUUAGCGAUAUAUGAACCAGUUCAUGCAGCUAAAUUUAUUACACGAGAGAAAUGGCUCAUCGCUGGUGAUGAAAAUGGGUGCAUCCAUGUGUACGAUUACAGCAAACAAGAAGGUGUUGAGAGCUUUGAUGCUCAUGAUAGUAACAUCACAACUUUGGAUGUGCAUCGGACGCAUCCUUUUGUGUUGUCAUCUUCGUCCGAUGAUGACCACAUGAUUAAGCUUUGGGAUUGGAACAAGGGUUGGGAAUGCACUCAAAAAUUCCAGGGGCACACUGAUAGAGUGACACAGCUGAAGUUUAACCCAAAGGACGCCAGUAGUUUCGCCAGUGCUUCCUUAGAUGGCACGGUCAAGGUAUGGAGUAUUUGUUCCGAUGAACCCAAUAACAUCAUGACGUUGGAUGGCCAAGUGGAAAGCCUCCUCUGUGUUGAUUACUUCAUACGCCUUGACCGCCCUCAUCUGAUUGCUGGUUCUAAGCAUAAGACUGCACAGAUAUGGGAUUUGGGGAUAAUGGAAGGAUGUGUUCAUGAGCUAGAAGGGUCUGCAGACCGGAUCACAACCGUCAAUUUGCACCCGGAGCUUCCUAUCUUAAUUACAGGUUCACUUGAUGGAACCGUACGCAUAUGGGACUCCACAACCUACAAGCUUGAGAACAUAAUCGGUUUCAACCUUGGUGCAGUUCAUGCUUUUGGAUGUAUAAACGGCUCGACAAGGAUCGUGGUUGGGUGUCACCAAGGAAUAGCAAUGGUGGAUAUUUCUUUCCCUUCCCUGAGGGACCACACCUCCGAGUACAAAUAUGAACGCAAGAAAAUGGCACGUAAGCGUAGGCUUCGGCACCUACGGUCAAAGGAUUUAGUUGCCAAACUACAUCAUAGCAAGAGGAUUGCCAUAGCCGAGGCCACAAGUCAGAUGUCAUCCAGGAACUUCAUGGACGCCCUCGUGUUCGCCCUCAGAUCUGAUGGUGCGCCCUUUCCGGCAGACGAUAGCUGUGCUGCCUGGUUCGACUAGCCAGACUCUGACUCCCCCCGUUCUCCAUUGACACCGUCUCUGGACUCGCCAACCCCAUGAUCGAUCAGCUCCAAAGAGGGACAUAUAUCAAGACAUUUAUCGGAAAAAAUCACCACGCUUAUAAUCUUAUCUGGGUUUAAGCUUGUGUUGAACUGAAGCUGCAUGCACAUUUGUCUUGGUACUAAGGACGAAUGAGGUAUAUCGAUCCUGAAGCAUGAUGAAUGCUAGUUACUCAAUGUAAUACAUGGGAAUGUAAGAAUAUAAUCCUCAAUGUGCUAUAAGUCAUGAGGUAACCAAAGAUAGUG
This is a messenger RNA of Lolium perenne, 2961 nucleotides long. NCBI's taxonomy places the organism in Eukaryota, Viridiplantae, Streptophyta, Magnoliopsida, Poales, Poaceae. The record is from RefSeq and is a predicted model, not a curated record.